This is a messenger RNA of Paramecium pentaurelia, 665 nucleotides long. NCBI's taxonomy places the organism in Eukaryota, Ciliophora, Oligohymenophorea, Peniculida, Parameciidae. The record is from the annotation of a GenBank genome assembly.
AAUGCAUUAAAAUAAUGCUGAUCUAAUUAGACCUGGAUGUAGAGGAGGACAUGAUUAAUUCAAUUGGGAAUCUUUAAGAACAAUGAAAUAUCAUGAUCGUGAAUAAUAUUUAGGAUAAACAACAAUUAUUGGUUAUUUGGAUAAGGGUGGAAAGUGGAGAAAGAAAGAUUGGUACAUUAAACCAGAAGAUCGUAAUGAAUUGGAUUUUAAAUGUAUAUGAAUAUAUUUAUAUUAUAGAAUUGGAUGAUGAAUUUAAAAGAGCCAAAGAAGAAGAUGAAAGAAGAAUAAGAAUAGCAUUAGGAUUGGAAUAACCAGAAGAUUAAAAAUAAAUGCAAGUAAAAUUGACCAAAGAGGAAAUGACUUAAUUAACAAAAAAGUCAAAAAUUGAUUUUGAUGAUGAAUUAAAUAAUGAGAAGAAAGGAUUAGGAAAUGGUCCAAUGUAAAAAUAGACUAAGAAUACAGAAGCAUAAUAUUUAUUAGAAGCUUAUGGUCAUUAAGAUUAAUACUAAGUUUAAGUAAAGAAAGAGGAAGAUGGAUGUAUUGAAAAGAAGAUUAAGAAAGAAAAAAAGAAGAAAGAAAAGAAAGAGAAGAAAAAUAAGGAAGAAAAAAAGCAUAAAAAACAUAAGGAUAGUGAAGAUAAAAAAGAGAGGAAAAAAAAGAAAUGA